This is a messenger RNA of Chlorocebus sabaeus (green monkey), 3703 nucleotides long. The record is from RefSeq and is a predicted model, not a curated record. NCBI's taxonomy places the organism in Eukaryota, Metazoa, Chordata, Mammalia, Primates, Cercopithecidae.
AGUGUGGCCGAAACUGCUUUUGGGGAGGGGGCACGUCCCAGCCUUCUGUGUGAUGCUGGGGUCAGCGUGGCCCCUCGGCUGCCAGAGCUCACGAAGGCAGUUAAGGAAAGCUUCCUCCCGGUGGCUUUCAUCCCACAGGGACAGAGCCUCAGAUGUGCCCAGGGACCUCUGAGCAGCCAUGGGCCACGGGGUGACAGUUGGGGGUUGGUGGGACCCGUGGCUGGCAUAUACCCCAGGUAGACAGUGGCUUGUCCAGGCAGAGAUGCCCAGGGGAAGGAGGUGGCACCUGAGGGCAAAUCUGGUUUUUCAGGAGAAGCUGAAAACACGGGUUGUUCUGUGAAAUCUCUAGAUUGAAAAAAGUGGGCUUGAAAAGCCUCAAGGAGAGGGAGUGAGGCCUGCCCCCCAUCCCAGCUCUGUGGGUACACCCUGGUCAGACAGCCCUGCUCCAGACCCAGCCUCUGUCUCAGGGUGGCCCAGGAGGGGGCUUUGCAAGGUGAUGUGGGGGCUUGGAGGCCCCGUUUCCCUAUGAGCCUGGGUGCUUAGGGGAUGGCCCUGGUCAGACUCCACCAGGCCCAGACUUGGGGGACAGGAGAAGGGAGAUGGGCCACCCAGUUCUGGUUGGGCUGGGGUGGGGCUUCUGAGAGGUGGGGAGGUUGUCCCUUCCCACCCACCUGCCCCAGUAUUCUUGGCUGUGAGCAGGAGGAUGUGUACAACGGCCAAGUUGCCUGGACUCAGUACGCCCCUCUGGGGGUUGUGAGUGCACAGGGCACUGGUGAGCGGCCCACGGGGUCACGUGGCCCACGGGGGGCAAGCAGAUGAGUUGGAAGGAGCUGGGGCCCACUCCUCCCACUUCCUUCUCUCCCACAUCCUCCCCGGCCCCCUCCCAGCUGCCCCCAGUAAAUCCCCUCAGGCUCCAAGACCUGGAGGGACGUAGCAGGUUUAUAAUCUCAGCCUGGAAACCACAUGACCUCCUGUUUCCCACCACAGCCCCCCAGGUUUCAGAAGCAGUUGAGGACGCCCUUCGCAGGGGAGGGAGGGACAGUGAGAAGGGAGGGUGUUCAGGGCCCAGGGAGCCCCCACAGAGGCUGCCCCAUCAGAGCGCACUGGGGACCUGUGGACUUCUCUGAGAUUCUGGCCUGGGCAGUGGUCAUUUGAGCAUCAGUUACCAAGGCUGCCUCCGAAAUGGCAGGCCGGGGUCAGGCCAGCAUGAAUGGGGCUGGCAGGAGUCCUGCAGGGGCAGCUGUGCUGGGGAAGGGUCACCCUGGGCCCUGAGAGGCACAGGACAUGGUGAUGGGGUGCUGGCCUACCAGAAGCACAGAUACGGAGCUGGAGCCCAGCAAGGCCCCAGGGGCCACUGUCCUGUGCUGUGAGGGGCUGUGCUGUGCCAGGGGAGGCCCCGCACCCAGGAAGCCCGGAAGAGAGUGUGCACUCACAGAGCCCUCCUGCCAGGGCUGCAUCUCUUGAGCAGCAGACCCCUGUAUCCCCCUGAGAGGUCCACUGUGGCCUCACCACAGCCCUUGUUGGAGGGCACAUCCCUGUGUCCUCAGUACCCCGGUGUUGAGCGUGUCGACCUGCAGAGGGGAGCCUGUGCUGGCCCCAGGCAUCUGUGUGGCUUGUGGGUGCCCAUCUGCACCCCUGGCCCCGCUCUGGGCUUCAGUGGAGCUGUGCCACCGUGGGAGUGUCCAGGGUCCUGACGUAGCCCUGGGAUGUGGCCAGCUCCCUGGCCUGCUGCCCGCACAGUGGGCCCUUGUCUCUGCUCUGGGUCAGGCGAGGCAGCCACCCAUGAUGAGCUCUGCAGCCUUCCCGAGGUGGCCGCCUCCCAACCAGGUGCCCCGUGUGCCCAGCCUGGGUGACUGGCCGUGGCUCUGACCGCUCCAAGUCCUGCACGAGCAUGGGGGCCCCUCAUACCCCUUCACGGACAGUGCUUUUCGAGCGGGAGAGGACCGGCCUGACCUACCGCGUGCCCUCGCUGCUCCCCGUGCCCCCCGGGCCCACCCUGCUGGCCUUUGUGGAGCAGCGGCUCAGCCCCGACGACUCCCACGCCCACCGCCUGGUGCUGAGGAGGGGCACGCGGGCCGGGGGCUCCGUGCGGUGGGGCGCCCUGCAGGUGCUGGGGACAGCGGCCCUGGCAGAGCACCGGUCCAUGAACCCCUGCCCCGUGCAUGACACUGGCACAGGCACCGUCUUCCUCUUCUUCAUCGCGGUGCUGGGCCACACGCCCGAGGCCGUGCAGAUCGCCACGGGAAGGAACGCUGCACGCCUCUGCUACGUGGCCAGCCGUGACGCUGGCCUCUCAUGGGGCAGCGCCCGGGACCUCACCGAGGAGGCCAUCGGUGGUGCCGUGCAGGACUGGGCCACGUUCGCUGUGGGUCCCGGCCACGGCGUGCAGCUGCCCUCAGGCCGCCUGCUGGUGCCCGCCUACACCUACCGCGUGGACCGCCGAGAGUGUUUUGGCAAGAUCUGCCGGACUAGCCCCCACUCCUUCGCCUUCUACAGCGAUGACCACGGCCGCACGUGGCGCUGUGGAGGCCUCGUGCCCAACCUGCGCUCGGGCGAGUGCCAGCUGGCGGCAGUGGAUGGUGGACAGGCUGGCAGCUUCCUCUACUGCAAUGCCCGGAGCACCCUGGGCAGCCGCGUGCAGGCACUCAGCACUGACGAGGGCACCUCCUUCCUGCCCGCAGAGCGAGUGGCUUCCCUGCCCGAGACCGCCUGGGGCUGCCAGGGCAGCAUCGUGGGCUUCCCAGCCCCUGCCCCCAGCAGGCCACGGGAUGACGGUUGGUCAGUGGGCCCCGGAAGUCCCCUCCACCCUCCACGCCUUGGUCCGGGAGUCCAUGAACCCCCAGAGGAGGCUGCUGGAGACCCCCAUGGAGGCCAGGUGCCUGGUGGGCCCUGCAGCCAUCUGCAGCCUCAGGGGGACGGCCCCAGGCAGCCUGGCCCCAGGCCUGGGGUCAGUGGAGAUGUGGGGUCCUGGACCCUAGCGCUCCCCAUGCCCUUUGCUGCCCCGCCCCAGAGCCCCACGUGGCUGCUGUACUCCCACCCAGUGGGGCGCAGGGCUCGGCUGCACAUGGGUAUCCGGCUGAGCCGGGCCCCGCUGGACCCGCACAGCUGGACAGAGCCCUGGGUGAUCUACGAGGGCCCCAGCGGCUACUCUGACCUGGCGUCCGUCGGGCCGGCCCCUGAGGGGGGCCUGGUUUUCGCCUGCCUGUACGAGAGUGGGGCCAGGACCUCCUAUGAUGAGAUUUCCUUUUGUACAUUCUCCCUACGUGAGGUCCUGGAGAACGUGCCCACCAGCCCCGAGCCGCCCAACCUUGGGGACAAGCCUCGGGGGUGCUGCUGGCCCUCCUGACAGGCCUUCUGGCCGUGCCCAUGCCCCUUGGGUGCCCGGGACAGAGGGGUGGAAUAUGCUGGGGUGCCCCAGGAUGGAUGUGGGGGGGGCUCUUAGUGCAGAAUCCUGUGGAUUAGAAACAAGUUGCUCCUCAGAGUUCUCAAGCAGGGGUUGCUCUUCAGGAAGGGGAGCAGCGGCUGGGAGUGAGCAGGACAGGGUAGGGGAGGAAGUGGGCCCUGGGCGACCCCCCACAGCUCCCUCCCGAGGCUGCAGGACCAGGCACGGGACUGCAGGAAGCGCAGGGUAUUGUGGGUGACAGCACUUGCUUGCUGGCUGCUUUCUGGCUCGAAAUAAAGGAAUCGUGCUUGUGUCGGGGUA